UAUCAAUUAUAUUUUUCAAGAAAUGGUCCAUUUUAAGAAAAUAGUGCUACGUGAUGUAUGGCGAACAUGUAAUAAAAUAAGAGCCGCUAUAUUUCGUACAAAAGGUUUAAAUUUGUAUGACUAUUUUCGUGCUUUUGAUCCGAAAGGAAAUUGUGUAGUAAAAGAAUCUGAAUUUAUUAGUAUAUUUGCAAAUCAAUUGAAGAAUGCAAUUGGUUUAUCAGAUCAAGAAAUUAUUGAUUUGGCUGAUUAUUUUCGGAUACAAGAUGGGCGAAUAUUAUACACUCAAUUAUGUGAUGUAAUUCAUACUAAAGAGCCAGAUUUCGAGAAAAAUGAAGAUAUUGUAAGUGGCUUAGAAUGGGAUGAUCCUUUACAUGUGAAUCGUCUCAGUCAGACUGAACAACGACGUUUAUGUUUACUCAUUUCUAAAAUAGCUACGGCUAUAAAUAUGCGACGUUUAGUAUUGCGACCAUAUUUUCAAGAUUAUGAACUCGUUGCAAAAAAUAUUGGUUGUGUUACAAUUGCACAUUUUGCAAGAAUUUUAUCAUUUUUAAACCUUCUUGUGUCACCAGCAGAUUUUAAUUUACUUGUUAAAAAAUAUAUUAAAGAUAGCUAUACAAUAAAUUAUGUAGCAUUUUUAAAAGACAUCGAUGAAGCUGUUAAUUAUAUGGACCAAAAUGGAAUGUUGGAUAUCGGAGGAGAUUUACAUACUUUAUUCCCUGGCAAAAUACUAAAUGCAGAAUUACCCAAAUUACCUCGACCAGAAAUAGAUAAGAAGAGUCCAGCAAGUGUAUUUGGAAUUCAAAAUGUAUUUCAUCCUGUAUUAGUACCUAAACCGGAACAGGAAGCUUUAAUGAAUGUUAUCCUUAGAAUUCAACGUCAUGUUUAUCAAAAUAUGAUACGACCUAAAUACUUUUUUCAAAAUUUUGAUCCAUUAAAUACUGGACGUUGUACAAUAAGCCAGUUUCGACGUGGGAUUGAUGCAAUGGGAAUUAGUAAAUUGGGUCGAUUAUAUAUUACGCCCGAAGAAUUUGAAGCAUUAUCACUACAAUAUCGUGAUCCAAUCGAUCCAAAUCGUAUAUGCUAUGAUACAUUUGAGUCGGAUAUCGAAUCUGUAUUUACAACUCGUGAAUUAGAGAAGUAUCCAAGUUUAUCAAAAAUUGGACCCCAACGAGAAGUAUUUGAAUUGCCACGAAAAGGAGGCACUGAUUGGGGUAAUGUUCUGGAAGAACGUAAAGAAUUAUGUGAAGUAGCAUUGGAUAAAGUGAAGCGUAAAACUACCUCUAGGCGAAUUCUACUGAAACCAGCUUUUAGGGAUUAUGAUUUGCAUAGUAAUGGACACUGUUCUCGAUCACAAAUGCGGCAAGUUUUACUAUCAAAUGGUAUUUUACUAUCUGCAGAAGAAUUAUAUGCACUUGAACAACGUUACAUAGAUGACGUCGGAUUCAAUUUUAGUUGGUUCUUAUCAGAAAUCGAUUCUAGAAAAGUUGAAGAACCGUUGUAUAAUAAAUAUGUGGACGUAUUAGAACGAAUAAAUAAAAAGCCAGCAGAAAAAAAACCUGACAAAAUUGAAACUGAUAUUGUUCAAAUAUUAGCAAAAAUUAAAUCAAAAGUAAUUCGCGAACGUAUACGUCCAUUAGAAUUCCUUCAAACCUUUGAUAAGCAUAAUGAAUUGGUUGUAACAAAAAAUGAUUUCAAAAGAGCCUUGGAUGUAUGUCGCUUUGACUUAACUGAAACUGAAUAUAAUACUUUAAUGGCGGUGUUUUCAAGUCCAGGUCGUCCAAAUUAUGUCGAAUAUAAAAAGUUGACCGAUGUUAUCGAAGAAGGUUUGACGCAAUCUGGUUUAGAACGAGCACCUUUGAUUGUACCAGUACAACAUUUACCAACUCGAGACUCUGUGCGAAACUUUUUAAAUUUCGAAGAACGGCGCAUUUUGUCUGUGGCAAUGCAGAAAUUAUCGAAAGCAUGUGAUAUUAAAUCGAAUUUAUUGGAAUUAUUUAGGGAUUAUGAUCGAAUGAAUUGUGGAACUGUCUCCAAAAACCAAUUAAUGAAAGUCCUAUCCACUCGUGAUAUGAUGAAAUCGAUCAGCAUGCAAGAGUUUGAAGUUAUAUGUAAAUGUUUUAGUUUUGAGCGUGGUUUACGUGAUGAAGUUGAUUAUCGUGGUUUUUGUAAAACAUUAGAUUUGAUAUAUGAAACAAACAAACAAUUACCAUUUUAG
Messenger RNA from Chrysoperla carnea, 2215 nucleotides. RefSeq lists its product as uncharacterized. The record is from RefSeq and is a predicted model, not a curated record. Bases 23 to 2215 code for a protein of 730 amino acids. Lineage: Eukaryota; Metazoa; Arthropoda; Insecta; Neuroptera; Chrysopidae. The transcript has 11 exons.